Messenger RNA from Kogia breviceps (pygmy sperm whale), 477 nucleotides. The record is from RefSeq and is a predicted model, not a curated record. Lineage: Eukaryota; Metazoa; Chordata; Mammalia; Artiodactyla; Physeteridae.
AUGCUGAACCACAUUUUCUUUAAAUUCAGCUCUGAUGAACAUACACCAGUAGAGGACAAAGAGCCAAAGAAAAGCACCACUUCAGCUUCUACUUCAGAAGAAGAAAAGAAGAAGUCUAGUCAUUCAAAAGAAAGAUCCAAGAAAAGGAGGAAGAAAAAAUCAUGUAAAAGAAAACACAAGAAGUAUUCUGAUGAUAGUGACAGUGACUCUGAUUCUGAAAUAGACUCCAGUGAUGAAGAUACAAAGGGAAAAAAAAAAAAAAGCCCAGCAAAAGAAAAAGAAGAAACACAGAUGAUCAGCCUGGCAGUUUCACAUGAGGAAGACAGCAUGAAGAAAGCCAAGAUACAUGAGAAAUACAUCUACAUGUGGAACAACUCCUACAGAACACCUGCUGAACGCUGGCAGAAGACCUCAGACCUCCCUCCCAAAAGGCAAGAAACUCCCCACGUACGUAGGUAGGGCAAAAGAAAAAACAGA